Aspergillus terreus NIH2624 is the source of this 1533-nucleotide messenger RNA. RefSeq lists its product as uncharacterized. Bases 1 to 1533 code for a protein of 510 amino acids. Lineage: Eukaryota; Fungi; Ascomycota; Eurotiomycetes; Eurotiales; Aspergillaceae. The transcript has 4 exons. The record is from RefSeq and is a predicted model, not a curated record. Gene Ontology annotation, molecular function: DNA-binding transcription factor activity, RNA polymerase II-specific; transcription cis-regulatory region binding. Gene Ontology annotation, cellular component: nucleus. Gene Ontology annotation, biological process: regulation of DNA-templated transcription.
AUGGACGGUGUCAGCGGUGUGCAAGGCUCGACCGACCUUGUGCUUUUCCAGACGGCUCGCGCAGGAACACAAGCAUCAGAAACGCCAUCCCCUUCUGCAAUCGAUAAUACGUCGUUACUCCCAAGCCCUGUACCUGAGCUCAACGACUUCAUUACCCAGGGCCUUCUCAAUAUCACUGAGGGCGAAGAACUUCUCUUAAAGUUCCGCGCUGACUUGAUGCCCUUGUUCCCGUUCGUCAUUAUCCCUGAGGUGAACUUUGCUGAAUUGCGCCAGCAGUCGCCAUUUCUCCUCUUGUGCAUAAUGACCGCUUGUCUCGAGCACAGGCCCGCUCUGCAGCAAAAGUUGGAAUUCGAAGCUCGAACGGUGCUCUCUACCCGCGUAGUAAUGAACAUGGAGAGAGACAUGGAUUUACUUCGGGGAUUACUGGUUCAUAUCGCAUGGUAUCACUAUCAUUGGCGCAUCUAUCAUACCCAGGUGUACAUGCUUCUGCAGAUGGCUAUGGCCAUGGUUGUCGAUUUGGGACUUGACAAAUACGACAACUUCAGAAUGCAGCGCAGCCCUCAUGAUGGAAAAUGGACGGAUGAGUCACAUAAAGGACAAGCUCUCUAUCUCACUCCUGACGGACAGCGUGCCUUCUUAGGGUGCUACUAUCUAUGUUCCAAGGCCUCGAUAUUCCGGCGACAGCUGACCAUGGAACACACUGACUGGGUCGAGCAUUGUGCUGCUAGCUUAGAGCAAAGGGCGGAGUAUCCCACUGACCGGUCUCUACGAGCAUUAAUUGAGAUCCAAUCGCUUGCUCGGCAAUCGGAGCUAGAGGUCGAAGACCCUAUCCAUGCUAUGAGCAAGGACGAACUGUCCCAGUCUAUGGGAAUACUUGAGGAUCGAAUCGAGCACCUUCUCGUGCAGGAAGCGGAGUGUAAUACCUGGUCCCUGCGUUUAGAGCUCAACGCAAUUCCUACCAUUGUUCUCGGGCAUGCUCUUCGGCGACAAAGAGAUGUCCAUCGCCUGUAUGAGAAAGAGCGAUUGCUCUCCAUUGCACGCUCCGCGAUCAACAUUGUAACGGUAUUCCUCGCAUCGCCGGCUUCGAUUGCGCCCAAUCUCCCUAUGUUCAGUUACACAUCCAUCUGGUACGGCCUUCUAGUUUUAUCGAAGCUGAGCUUGCUUCCGAAUGCCGCGACGGAAGGCAAGGUAGUCUACAACAAAGAUAUACACAACCUCGGCCUUGCUGCUAUGCAGAAAAUGGAGACAAUGUCACAAAGAAACGAUGUUUGGGAUAACUGCCGUGCAGUGAUUGGAUCUAUGCUGUCAUGGUUAGAGAGUAGCCGGGCACAACCUCGAUCAAUACAAGUUCAAGGAGAUACAUCAAACACCCAGGACGCUGAGAACGCUCAUGUGUUGCCACGGCCCAUACCCGAAGGUCGCCCUCGAACCACAGAGUCUGCAGCGGUGGCUGAAGAUUGGGAUGCUACUACGUGGCAACAGAUGUUGCAAGAUUUGACCUGGAUAGGACUACCGGGAGAGCAGCAGCCUUGA